Messenger RNA from Mytilinidion resinicola, 1607 nucleotides. RefSeq lists its product as uncharacterized. Gene Ontology annotation, molecular function: nucleic acid binding. NCBI's taxonomy places the organism in Eukaryota, Fungi, Ascomycota, Dothideomycetes, Mytilinidiales, Mytilinidiaceae. Bases 294 to 1322 code for a protein of 342 amino acids. The transcript is spliced from 2 exons. Gene Ontology annotation, biological process: mRNA cis splicing, via spliceosome. Gene Ontology annotation, cellular component: precatalytic spliceosome. The record is from RefSeq and is a predicted model, not a curated record.
CCCAAGCUGCCGCCCCUCUACGCCCACCUGCUUCCGCAGAAUGCGAACCCAGACGCGACCAUCGUCCGUGCUCCGGUCAUGUAUGGCCAAGCCGGCAACGCUCGUAGCACUCCUGGUAUCUAUUCUUCUAAGCUUCCACCCAUUUGAUAGACUUUGCUCACAGAUUUUUGUUUUCCUUAAUAGCAUUCCAGCCCCGUGUCAUCAACCGACCUCAGCAGCCGCAGAACAAGAACAAGAACAAGACAGCUGCUCGUAAGGUCCCGACUGCAGGCAAUUCCUCAAGCUCCCCGGCCAUGCCCACCGCUGCAGCUCUCAUCGGACCGAAGACCACCUCUCUGGCUGAGUUCACGAAGAACAACUCCAAUAACAACUCGCACAACUACUACCAGGCCAAUCGUCCCUGGCGAGGCCGUGGCAAGAAGGGGAAGAAGAACGCAAAGCGGCAGUACGACGAAGAGGAGGAACCCAAGGAGGUCGAUUGGGAUGCCAUCUACGACCCCGCCAAGCCCACAUCGUGGAAGGCCUGGAACAUCAGCGCAGAGAAGUACGACUCUGCCUACGAGUGGAAGGAGAAGUUGAACCAGAAGCCGAAGCCGAGCCUCUCCAGCGAGUCCCCAGCGUCCACCUCCGAGGGUCCAGAUGCCAAGCGUCAGCGACUCAGCGUGUCUGCCACCCCACACUUCCCGCAGCGCUCCACGUCCUCGAGCGAAGAGCCAGCGAUGCGCAGCGGCCUAGGCGCAACCCCCUCGCAGGCCGAAGAACAGACACUUGGCGUGGUCACGCCAGAGGAACAGGCCACGCGUUCCGGACCAUCUACCACCCUUCCUGGAAAAGAGGGGUUCGCAAGGCGCAUGAUGGAGAAGAUGGGACACGUGAAGGGCAAGGGACUUGGCCUGAACCAAGACGGCAUCACCCAGCCAUUGGUCCACAAGAAGCUGGGCAAUAUAGCAGUAAUCAAGGGCGGCGGACGUGCCAAAAAGGCGGAAGAUGGCCCCAAUGGCAAGCGUAGCGAGGUGGUUGUGGUGUACGGACUGCUAGACGGCGUGGACAGCGAAGACGACGAGGCCAGGAACGACGGAGGAAUCCGUCAGGAGAUUGGGGACUAUUGCGCGAACAAGUUCGGCAUCUUGCAGAAAGUUCACCCAUUCUGGGGAGGCAAGCACGCACAGGCCCCCGUGUUCCUGAAGUUCGCCAGCGAGUUCGACGCGCUCAUGGCCGUGGAUCAUUUCAAUGAUCCAACCAAGGCGGGUGCCUUUCGGGGCAAACAAACGACCGCCAAGUUCUACAACUUGGAGAACUUCGAACACGGCGUCUACGAGUGAGGGGGGGUGGAUGGCGGUUCCUUUCGACUGUUGAUUGUAAAUUAGUUUCUUUUGUCUACACUUCUGCCCAUCAUGAGGCCAUACUGAAUCGAUUCUGAUUCCUUUUCGAUAUUGGAAAAAUGACGUGAAAUUGAGCCUGAUUUGUGAUGUGUACUGGGACAUGGUGAGGAUGUAUGUAAUUUAUAUUGUGCGGUAAUUUAGGAGGGUUGUUGUAGCGUUUUGACAUUAAGGCUGCAACAGGAAGACACCUCCUAAUGUACUAUGAUUUGAAUUCAUUCUAGCGUU